AUGACUUCCAUAGGUGCAGACAAUUCUUCGUAUUCCACAAGGUUGAUUGUUUACUUUCCAGAAGAUGAAGAGGAGUCCAAGUUUUUAUUAAGUUAUCAUGUACUUACUAUCUGCUACUGGGUCAUCUACACGGGUCUGUGCCAGACGAUUAGUAUCUUUGGUGUCCUCACUAACAUCAUCAAUAUCAUCUGUUUCGUGAAACAAGGCUUCAAGGAGUCUGUUAAUGUUAGCCUGUUGGGUAUGUCCUUACUGACAUUCAGGUU
Molecule: messenger RNA, 263 nt
Organism: Candidula unifasciata
Lineage: Eukaryota; Metazoa; Mollusca; Gastropoda; Stylommatophora; Geomitridae
Source: the annotation of a GenBank genome assembly